GGGGGAGGCGAUAAGGCUGCGCCUGCACCAGUCUCCAUCACCAGCUUCAGGUGUGCCCCUCUCACUGCUUGCGCUCCUCUACAUCUGCCGAAGCAAAGUUACACACAGCACCACCAACAGCUCGUUCUCAUCCCAGUAACAGACCAAACAUUGCCUCGUAGUGUGGUGUGACGUAGAGCCUCCACCGCGAAGGACCGUAGACCCCAAUGUCUGGGUGAGCGGAGCUUAGCCCAUAGUGAUAGUGAGUUGUCAAGGCUACUAAAAAGGAAACCUUUUCUUUGCGGUUCAGGAGGAUGGCGAAGACGGGCAUGAGGGCGACGGUGGUCACCUUGCUGCUACAGUCUGUUCUUCUACAAGCUCAACAGAUCCUAUGGGACACCUUGACCACCGCAGCUCCGCAAGAUUGGAAACGCGUCACCCUCUUCGACGAGGAGCUAGACACCGAGGGGCAACUCACUGUGUCUAAGGACAGUCCUUACUGCAACUGGAAGACGGUCAUGGGCCCCAUUUGCAACUUCAACGAGACCGACCAGGUGGUGGUGGUGGUCCCGCCCGGCCUGAGCCUCUCCGCCGGCCAGCUGGAGCUGGAGGUCCACGGCGCCAAGGUGGUCCACGUCUUCCCGACCUGCGUCUCCUGGAUACAGGUCUUCACCGCCGGCCUCGUCAACACCUUCCCUUCUCAGAGCUGGCACAUUUUGGAGAGUCACUUGGGGUUCAUCGCGACUGGAGGGAUAACAUUUUAUGCUCGGGAGAUGUCGGUCAUCAACACGACCAUCUCUCACAUGGCGCCACACGCCCUCACCAUCGUCAUCGGCGCUGUAUCCUUCACCAACGUUACCAUCGAGAUCCUGGAGAUGAACGCCAUCAUUAUGACAACACCCGUGGGGUUCCUGAGCAUGACUAACGUGACCAUCACGUCGGCCUUAGCUCCUUGUUUCGUGUUGCCGGAUAAGGACAGGAUCUCACUCACCAACGUGACCAUACAAGGGACGCCUCUCAACGUCUCCUCCUCGUACUUUAAGUUCCGCGACGACGAGUUAAUCAAAGCAAAUGUCUCCAAUAUCCAAAUAGAAACUUUAACCGAGAGCUGCUCCAGCAACGGUACAACCCUCACCUGCGACCUCUCCAACGUCAACCGAACGGUUGAGGUGCGGGGUGCCGGUGUCAAAAAUUAUCGUAUAUUGGACUUCCACAACUGCCGGGCCCUGAAGGUCAUAUCGCUCCCCUGUGGGACGGAGCUGCGUCUCAACGCCACCAGUGCCGCGCUCUCUCGUGUCUUCCCCGUUAUCUCCGAGGACUCCACCUCCUGCAGCAUCAACCUGACGGUCAGGCACUCCAAGCUCAACGUGGUGUCGGUGGCUCACAUCAGUACCAUGAACGUCUCCCAUAGCAUCAUAAGGAGGCUCCACGGGGGCCAGCUGGACAACCUGAUGAUGGAGAACGUGACGGUGGAGGAGGUGGACGGGGUAGUGGUGGCUGGGGUCGGGGGUUACUGGCAUGAUGUCAACAUCGGCUCCGUCUUCAACCUCACCAUCGCCGCCCCCGUAGUCGCGGAAAAUCUCCGACUACGAGAGAAGCUGGGCGCGGGGUCCCUGACGGUGAAGCACCCCAACGAGACGAGCGUCCUGCGCCAGACGAAGGUAUCACGGCUUGAUCGACGGAGCCUGGUGGUCACCAGAGGCAGCAACCUGGUCCUCAGCGACACGCUUGGCCUUAUGGCCGCCAAGGACGCCAUCAUCCUCGAGGAGAACGCCUCUCUUAAAGUCGUCAGACCUACCUUCCUCCUCCCGACCUACGGCAUCAUCUCUGCUGUCUCCAGAAACCAGGUGACAGUGCAGGAGCCCACAUCCCCAAGCAUGGUCCACGUCCGGGCUCCGGCUCUCUUCGUAGGCGACGUCAAUAACCUCACGGUCACCAACGUCCACAGCUCACCCUUCUGCCGUAAAGUCCUGCUCUUCGACCAGAUCUGCAACUUUUCCAGCGCUCCAGAGGGGGAGGUGAUCGUCGACCUGACGGACGGACAGUUCAACCACCGCACCGUCGUCACCUUCGCCGCCUCAGUCCUCAUCUACCCGUCAUGCAUCGAGAAGUUAAUUCUGAUGGACGUGGUUAAUGCUACUACGGUGGAUAACGGAAGGGACUGCCAGACGUGGCUGGAGGCGACGGGCGUCCACUUCACUAACAUCACCUCCGGGGUCCUGGAUGUCACCCUUACUAAAUGCACCGUCGACCUCCUCUCCCCCGACCGCACCCUUAGAGACGUUGACCUGGAGGACAGCACAGUGGCAAAGGUCUCUGGGGUUCACUGGACCGGCUUCACUGGUAUCUUCAACAACUCCAAGUUAGGUCAGGUGGAGGGCAUGCAAGCCGGCAGUCGUAUGAUAAUGGCUAACUGCACUGUUGGAACACUCCUUGCAGGCGGCCUCACCAUCGAGGCCGAGGGAAUUAUUUCUAAUAGCACUAUACAAAAUGUUAUGGCUGGUGGAAUCACUAUUAAGAAGCUGUCGCAUAUACAGGACGUCACCUUCGGCACACUAGCCAAAGGCGCCAUCGUUGUUACCGAUGGUCUGCUGUUGCUCUCCAAUGUCACCAUUGAAGUUGCGGACGAGGCUAGCAUUGUUGCCCACAAAAAUGGCGGCGUAUCUUUCAAUAACGUGACCGUGUCUGGCAAGGCAGUCCAUUGGCUCGGCUACCUCGCUGACCCUCUUGUGCCUCGCGAGAAUUCCCUUGUAUUUCUAAACAAAUAUUUUAAUGACGGUAAUAAAAGUGUUUCCUCCGUAGCUAGUACCACUCCCAGUAAACCCACCACCACCAGCACUACCAGCACUACCACCUCUACCACCUCUACCAGCAGUUCGUCACUUCGUCAUACGACGAAAUCGCCAGAGAUCAUCCCAAGCUUGGUCACUCCGGACAUGUUGGUGGCUUCUGGCGACUCUUCGUGGAAGUGGGCCGUUGCGGGAAUUGGAUUCUUCGUGGGUCUCCUGGCUGGUUGCUGCAUAUUCAUCGCCGUCAAAGUCGUUAAACCAAACAAGGGUCGACUACUUAUGCCCACAGUCUUCUGGAAAGUGAAAGACGACCAUCAUGAACUGUUACAGGAGGAGCAGCCUGGCGGAGAACUCAUGGCUAUAAGAAGGGAUCAGGGCUAUCGUUCCGUCCCAGGUUCAGACGUCUUCUAACCUAUCUUCAGUAAUCCCUCGUUCCAGGCUUUAAUAUAUAAAUUUAAGUUGUCUAAACUUUGUACCAGACUUCGAUGCCUUCUAUUGAAAUUGAAAUAAGUUUAUUGAGG
Messenger RNA from Procambarus clarkii (red swamp crayfish), 3289 nucleotides. NCBI's taxonomy places the organism in Eukaryota, Metazoa, Arthropoda, Malacostraca, Decapoda, Cambaridae. The record is from RefSeq and is a predicted model, not a curated record.